GUCAUCGAAGGACUGUUCUGAUCAUCACCUCUCAUCAUUGCUCCUGAACUCCUUCAGAAUCUCACAAAGGACAACUAGACAACAGGAUUUUCAGCAUCUGCGCUUCACUAUAUCUACAAGAGCAUCUGAGGGAUUUGACUAAAUCAAGAUGCUGCUGAUCAUUGAAGCUCUUCUUCUCUUCUUAGCUGCUCUAGGACAGGAUCACAGAGCAGCUGCAGGACAGAUAUUUCCAUUGGAUAUGGCACUGAAUUCUGUUGACGACUCUUAUUACGGCUGUAGUAAGAAAAUGGCACAUCUGGUGAACACAAAAUAUCUGACGAAGGAGAUCAAGAACUCAUAUGCAUUUAAAACGAGUUGGCAAUUAGGUCAAUAUUUUGUCAACUUCCCACACGGUUACUUGACAAGGAAUCAUUUAAUCGCCAUUUAUGUGUACAGUGAUAAUUAUGUAUAUCGUGAUUUCAAUCUUGACACUCGUAAAGGUAAAAACCAGUUCAAACACAAAACAUACAAAUGGUAUUCACUUCACUUUCUGUUAACAGAAGCGAUACAGAUUCUGAAUAAAGCACAAAGAAAAUGCUAUUUCACUUAUCGUGGGACUAACGUUGAGUUUAAUAAGUAUGUUUUGAAUAAAGAGGUUCGUUUUGGCUCUUUUACAUCCUCCUCUCUUGAUCGUAAUAUAGCACGAAAUUUUGGAGCUAAAUCCUGUUUUGAAAUCUACACUUGUAAAAGUGCUGAUGUGACAAUAUAUUCUAAGUAUCCUCAUGAGAAAGAGGUGCUGAUUCCUCCAUAUGAGAAGUUUAUAGUCACUGCUGUCAGGACAAAAACAUAUCAGCCAAAUCUCUGGUGUGACACGGUGUACAUUUUGAAAAGCUCUGGAAAAAGAAGUGACAUGAACUGUGCUCUAGUAUAGAAACCAUCCAAGUACUCAUGAUUGUCAUUGAAAAAAAGUGCUCUGAAUGUAUCAGUUUCACACAAAUAAACAUUUGUUUACGUACAACAUACAUUUAUAUUUACAUUUAUGCAUUUGGCAGAUUUGGCUUACAGUGCACUUAUUACAGGGACAAUCCCCCCAUAGCAACCUGGAGUUAAGUGCCUUACUCAAGGACACAAUGGUGGUGACUGUGGGGAUUGAACCAGCAACCUACUGAUUACCAGUUAUGUGCUUUAGCCCACUACAUGUGCACACCACCACAUACAAUUCUGAAAUACAUUUUUUAUGUGACCCAAUUCAGUGGCCUCAAAGUGAUUUUAUAUGUGUCUCUAAUUCAUUUCUUCAUUUAUACUUACAGCUUUUUGCAUCACAUUACUGAACAAAUGUAGUGCUUUGUAUCUAUAGCAAACUGCCAGCAAAUGCAAUGUGCAAAAGUGCA
Molecule: messenger RNA, 1370 nt
Organism: Xyrauchen texanus (razorback sucker)
Lineage: Eukaryota; Metazoa; Chordata; Actinopteri; Cypriniformes; Catostomidae
Product: NAD(P)(+)--arginine ADP-ribosyltransferase 2-like
Exons: 3
Coding region: 149-910 (253 amino acids)
Molecular function (GO): NAD+ poly-ADP-ribosyltransferase activity; NAD+-protein-arginine ADP-ribosyltransferase activity
Source: RefSeq, a predicted model, not a curated record